Paralichthys olivaceus (Japanese flounder) is the source of this 2876-nucleotide messenger RNA. NCBI's taxonomy places the organism in Eukaryota, Metazoa, Chordata, Actinopteri, Pleuronectiformes, Paralichthyidae. The record is from RefSeq and is a predicted model, not a curated record.
AAGGUCGAUCCGGAAGCUGGACCUGGUACAGUGGAGUUGACGCAGCUGCUCUCAGAGAAGUGUGUCUCAGAAAGUGUGAGGGUCCGCAGUCAAUGUGGGGCUUUCUCCCCGUGUGGUCGCCGGUAGUUAGAGUAGGUGGGCUGCUGGAGGAGAUGCCGGGGGGGACGGAUUGUUAACGGGACGUUUAAUAACGCUGCGGUCUCUCCGGUCCCGUUGUUAUGGAGCAGCCACCUGGGAGCGUAGAUGAUCUACAGCCUCAGGACCUCUCCACCUCCAGCAUCCCCGCUGGGAUCGACCUGUCCAGGAAAGGCGAGGAAUGUGUCCUCAACUCCACGUCCCUCGAUGCCCUGCGGAUCGUCAAGAGCCCGGGCCGGUAUGCGAAUUCUGCGAGCAGCAACCCAGGAUUCCCCUCCGCAGAGACCGGCCCCUCGCACGUCGCGCUCCAAUCAGGGGAACACGUUCAACCAGACAAUGCCUUCUCUCGCACUACAGUCACCCUCUCCUAUGUGAGCCGGUCUCACGUAUUCUCAGCUCAAGACUCGCUGUCUCGACACUCGCCUCUGUGCGUUUUGCCACCCAUUAGCAACUUCUCCCUCCACCCGUCAUGUGACUCAGAGAAAGGGCUCGGGGAGACAGGAUUUUCACUGGACCAGCAUUACUUAGAACAGGCUGAGGGACCAGUGGCCCUCGCCCUUCAGCCAGAACCUUUGCAGUCAUUAUCUCAGGCGGGACCAGAGAAGGAUGGGGGAGUAUGUCUAAUACCGGAGUCUCGAGAGGUUAACGGUGGACUGGUUUCCAGUGAUGGGUACGUGGACGAGGAAGUGGAACCCAGUAUGCGUUUGAUGAAUGGUCGAGAUGAUAGUCAGUCGAGUUCAGUAGCAUGUGCAGAAUCCUCACCAGAGACUCUCACCCCUGUGACAGUAGAGGAUCCGGUGAAGGGCAAAUCUGAGGUGCUCUUACUCAUGUCUCAAAAACAGGACCCGGUGGUCGUCCUGGACAGUGUGGCUGCUAGAGACCUGUGUUCCCUGAGCAGGGAGUACAUCAGUCCUCUGGAGGACCCCGUCUCCCCCUCCGCUACCUCACUGGACGAUGUUGAGGAUGUGUUCAUCCUUCCUCAGGCCUCCAACUCGCCUAGCGGCGACAACGCCUGUCUAGAGGCAGCAGAAGAGGUUGCAUGGGAUGUCUCUAGAACAGAAGGGUCCAUUCAGGAAGGCUCUGGCAUCACAAGGUUGGAUUCAAUCGAUGAAAAUAAGCAGCCGGUCCGUGGACAGAAGUCAGUGAUAGAGUCUUUUAUUGACUUGACAGAUGAUGUGUGUGUGUCCGAUGUUUUAGAGGACAAGCCCAAGACCGUUAGUCCCCACAUGAAUGGGAAUGCAAAGGCACAACAGAGAACUUUAAAAGAAAAAAAACUGCCGUGGCGUUCCAGCAGAGGGACGCGACUGGAGGCUAUAGUUAUGAACAUAAAUUCAAGCAGGUAUAAAGUAUCAGGAUGCAUACGCACCAAUAAGAAAGCCCGUGCUUCCCCACCAACAGCUAAUGAUUCUAACUUAACAGAUCCUAAGAGUAAAAACACCCUGCCAGUAGGAAAAAGGAAAAGCAGAGCGAGGUCCUCCUUCUCAGUGAAAACAAUAAAACAAAAAGCAGGAACUCCAGUGAAAAGGGUUCAAACUAAUAACAUGAACACUGACUCUACCUCUGACUCUAAACUCAGCAUUUCUAAAAAGUCACAUAACAGCACACCUCCAAAAUGUCCUCAGCUUGCUGUGCACAAGAGAACAAGGGAAGAGCCAAAGGAUGUUUCACUCCCCGUACGUUCACCACAGACUAGCCCCACGCAGUCAAAGAGGACACGUUCAUCACAGUCCAGUCCUCAGUCUUCUGCUCACAAGAACUCUAAGAAGGAGCCAGAGCCUCUGUCUCACCCCAAACCCUCAGUGGAAAUGUAUGUGGCAAACUCUUCCCCACCGCCGUCAAAUUCUCCAAAGAAAAGUCCAGGGAAAGCCAAAGGCAAGGCUGUAGGUAGCAAAACAUCUCCCACUGCCAAGACGAAGUCCCCUCGUGUUGCCAAGAGGAGGCAAAGGAAACUUAAAAGCAGCCUAUCUUUGUCCAUGUUCUCCCCCAAGGAGCCGGAGAUCAAGCUGAAGUACGUCAACUACAAGGAAGAGAAAAGAGAACUGAGGUCAGACAGUUUCUCUCCAUUCAUCCGCAUGGAGCGUCGGCAGCCAUCGCCUUUACUGUGUACUGUAAUCAACUACCCAGAGGAGGCGAGGACACAAUGCAAGAAGGGCCAGCAGCAGCAGGCUCACCCCAGUGAAUUAAUCUCUGCAGCUGUACCCAGUACGUCUUGUCUCCAGCUGGGCCGGGUGUCCACACACAGCCAGCACCAGCGCUCUCUUGUCUGCUGCCUGUGUGGGCAGUCGGCCAAUGCCAUGGACUUGGGGGACCUCCACGGCCCUUACUACCCAGAGGGGUACCAGCCAAGCACUAAAACACCAGCCAGCAUAACGCAGCUCAAGGAGGAGGAGGACGGUGACAGCGAUUCAGACUCCUCAUCCUGCAGUGUCAGAGGCAGGAGGAGGAAGCGUGCCGUUCCGCCCACACAGUGGUCCUUCAGGCCGGGAGGCCAGCUCAAACAGAAGGGCCUCCUGGAGAGCCUCCGGUGGAGCAGUAACGGCACGGGCAGCCCCGCAGCUAAGCGGGCCCGCUCAGACGCCAGCGCUGCAGAUGUGGAGGACUGGUACAGCCCCCCUGUGCUGCCCCUGGAGCCCUGUGAGUACUGGCUCCAUGAAGACUGCGGCAUCUGGUCCGCAGGCGUGUUCCUCGUGAAGGGCAAAGUCUACGGGCUGGAGGAGGCUGUCAAGACGGCACAAGAGAUG